AUGGUUACGGUGAGAUUGCGAAAGGCGUUUCGAUACCCUGAGGAAUCAGAGGGUGAGCGAGAGGAGUUGGAUGAAGAGCAACAAGAACAGCUCAUCGAGUUGUUGCAGAGCCAGAAUGAUACUCGCAAUGCCCAGUAUAGUAUGAUUCUUACUGCGCUUCCACUGCUGGCUGCUACAGUAUUUGCGCCUUCGGUCCAGUCAGCUUCCAGCCAGGCGGAACGAUUGUUCUCGCUCUUCGGCCUUGUUUCGUUGUUGACAACGGCCUAUAUUAUGAAAUGCUCCCCUCUGCAGCCUGACCCUAAAGACAAGAAACCUGUGACUUUCCAUACCGAACGUAUUGCUCGGCUUCAUGUGGCUCUGGUACCUGGCAACAGUGCGAUUUGUUUGUUGCUGGCUGUGGUCUUUUUUUCCACAGGAUCGUCUUACAGGAUCCAGCCAGUGCUAUACUUGAUUCCUGGAGCCAUGCUCGCAGUGAUUCUACUUGCUCAAAAGGUCAUGCUCUCUGUUGACCUUGCAUCCCUCAAGGAUCUACAAUACGAAUACAAAGGCGCCUAA
Molecule: messenger RNA, 555 nt
Organism: Penicillium digitatum Pd1
Lineage: Eukaryota; Fungi; Ascomycota; Eurotiomycetes; Eurotiales; Aspergillaceae
Source: RefSeq, a predicted model, not a curated record